AUGUCCAAGGAAAUGAACGCUUCACCCACCACCGACUAUCCUCAAGUCUUGCUGUUUGACAUUGGAGGAGUUUGCGUGCGUAAGACAGAAGCACUCGCGCCCGCACCCUGGGAGUCGGAACGAAAAAAACUGAAUCUGUCCUGAUCCCCUAGGUCGUCUCUCCCUUCCAAGCAAUCCUCGACUACGAAAAGAGUAGAAACAUCCCGCUCGGCUGGAUCAACUUCUCCAUUGCGGCAUCCAGCCCCAACGGCGCCUGGCAACGCCUCGAACGCGGCGAGAUCCUCCUCGACGAUGCCUUCUUCCGCCACUUCAAAGCCGACCUGAGCAACGAAACCCGCUGGCGCGAAUACUACGCCCGCUCCCUCGCGAGAUCCGCCUCGCGCGGUCGCCCGACAGCAAGCCAAGCGACCGAAGAGGCAGCAUACCAGGCCCCCGCCGUGCCCGACAUUGACGCCGAAUGGCUGUACUGGGAAAUGAUGAGCAUCUCCCGCGAGCCGGAUCCGCACAUGUGGCCUGCUCUCCAGAAACUGCGAGCGGCGGCGGAUCAGAGCAGGGGGAAGUUGAUCCUGGGCGCUCUGAGUAACACUUCGAUCUUUCCGCCGGGACAUGCGUUCACGGACGAGGCCACACCCGAGGGCAAGCGGAAUCGAGAGCUCAAGGACGUCUUUGAUAUUUUUGUCAGUAGUGCGCACGUCGGGAUGCGGAAGCCGGCGGAGGACAUAUACAAGUACGCGAUUACGCGAUUGCAUGAGUACGUGAAGGUGAAUGGGUUUGGGAUGGGCGUGAGGCCGCGAGACAUUACGUUUUUGGACGACAUCGGCGGGAACUUGAGAACGGCGAAGAAGUUGGGCAUGAACACGAUCAAGGUGGAGCUGGGGAGGGCGGACAAGGCAGUUGUGGAGCUCGAGAGAUUGACUGGCCUGAGUCUGAGGGAUGGGAAAGCCAGGCUUUAA
Molecule: messenger RNA, 953 nt
Organism: Lecanosticta acicola
Lineage: Eukaryota; Fungi; Ascomycota; Dothideomycetes; Mycosphaerellales; Mycosphaerellaceae
Source: the annotation of a GenBank genome assembly